CAUGGAUUUGUUGGACUUGGAUACCAAGCAAGUGCCUUGUGAAGUGGUCGCCUUAGGGAUGGAAAAUGGAUUGAUUUCGGACUCCCAGAUAACAGCAACAAGCGUUUGGAAUGCGGUUUUGUCGACGCGACAUGGUCGUUUAAAUGAUGCAGCUUCCUGGUCUGCACGGAAAAAUGAUCAGGACCAAUGGAUUCAAAUUGACCUCGGCAAGAAAGAUGUUGUCGCAGCGAUUGCCACUCAAGGUCGUCGUAAUUAUAAUCAGUGGGUGAAGACCUAUUCUGUAUCCUAUAGUUCCAAUGGAGAACACUUCGAUUAUUACAAAAUAAACGGAUUAGUCAGGGAAUUCAAUGGUAAUUAUGACAAAAACUCGCUUGUGGAAAAUGUCCUAUCACCAACUGUAACCACGCGUUACGUCCGCAUUCAUCCAAAGACAUGGUACGGCCACAUAUCUUUGAGAAUUGAAGUUUAUGGCUGUUCUUCAGGACCUUGCAAAGAAGGAGAGGUUGCAUUUGGAAUGCAAAAUGGAAAGAUUCACGACUCGCAUAUUACAGCGUCAUCAUUUUGGAGUGCAUCCUUAUCACCACAAAAAGCUCGCUUAAAUGGGGUUGCAUCAUGGUCGUCUUCAGGUCGAAAUAAUCAGAAACAAUGGAUACAGAUUGAUCUUGGCAAAGAAAGGGUUAUCACAGCCAUUGCCACUCAAGGUCGUGCUAAUUAUAACCAAUGGGUGAAGACUUACUCAGUGUCUUACAGCUUGAAUGGCCAAAAUUUUCAAUUGUACCUGAUCAAUGGAGUUAAAAAGGUGUUCUAUGGAAAUAGCGACCGUUGGUCUAUCGUAACAAACGUUUUAUCUCAGCCGAUAACUGCCCGUUACAUACGCAUACACCCAGAGUCUUGGUAUGGUCACAUAUCCAUGAGAUUAGAGAUUUAUGGUUGCUAUUCGUAUGAAGGACCUUGCAAGUCAGGUGAGGAAGCUCUUGGAGUUGAAAAUGGAAAGAUUUCUGACAUAACCGCAUCGUCUGUUUGGAAUGCUGCAUUAUCAACCCAACAGGGUCGAUUGAACAGCAGAUCCUCGUGGUCUGCACGCAGAAAUGAUCAGAACCAAUGGAUUCAGGUUGAUCUUGGAAGAAAAGAGACCAUCACUGUGAUUGCCACUCAAGGACGAAGUAAUUAUAACCAGUGGGUUAAGACUUUCUCUGUAUUCUACAGUUUGAACGGACACACAUUUGAGCCUUACAAGAUCAAUGGCAUACAGAAGGUGUUCACUGGAAAUACAGACAGAAACUCGGUUGUUUUUAAUGUAUUAUCACCAACAAUAACAACGCGUUAUAUUAGGAUACACCCCAAAACCUGGCAUUACCACAUAUCCAUGCGACUGGAACUUUAUGGCUGUAAAAGAGAAAAAGAGACACUUUGCAAUCUCGGAGAGACGACGCUCGGUAUAGAAGAUGGAAGAAUUGGCAGUACCCAAUUGAUUUCGUCAACUGUUUGGAGUCCUUCAUACUCGGCAGCUCGUGGGGGAAGGUUGUAUGACGCUGGUGCAUGGAUAGCACUUGCUAAUGACCUGAACCAAUGGAUGCAGGUUGAUCUUGGCAGAAGGGAAGUUGUUACAGGAAUUGCCACUCAAGGUCGAAGUAAUUCCAACCAAUGGGUGAAGACGUACUUGGUAUCCUAUAGUUUGGAUGGACGAAUAUUUAAUACUUACCAAAGCGAUGGUGUUGACAAGACAUUCAUUGGAAAUACUGACAGAAAUACGAUCAUAAAAAACGUUUUAUCUCCUGCAAUAACUGCUCGUUACGUUCGGAUACAUCCAGUGACGUGGCAAAGUCACAUAUCGAUGAGAAUGGAACUUUAUGGCUGCUUUAGAGCUCCUAAGCCAUGCGAUUCGACUCCUUGUAAAAAUGAAGGAAUCUGUCAAAAUGACGGGGAAUCCUUUCUCUGCACGUGCGUUGGAAGUUACGAAGGGAAAACAUGCGAAGAAUAUGCAAGUCCUUGCAAAACACAUGAGGUCGGACUGGGCGUAGAGAAAGGAAAAAUUCCUGAUGAUCAGCUGACAGCAUCAACUUCAUAUCGUGUAGCAUUAAAUGUGCUACAUGGACGAUUAAAUGGUGGUCCCUCGUGGUCAGCACGCCAAAACGAUAGGAACCAGUGGAUGCAGGUGGAUCUUGGCAGAGAGGAAGUUGUUACGGGAAUCGCCACUCAGGGUCGAAAUAAUUACAACCAAUGGGUAAAGACGUACUCGGUGUCCUAUAGUUUAGAUGGAAGAAUUUUUUAUGCUUACGAAAGCGGUGGUGUUGGCAAGAUAUUCAUUGGAAAUACUGACAGAAAUACGAUCAUAAAGAACGUUUUAUCUCCUGCAAUAACUGCUCGUUAUGUUCGGAUACAUCCAGUGACGUGGCAAAGGCACAUAUCGAUGAGAAUGGAACUUUAUGGAUGUUAUAGAGCGCCGAAGCCCUGUGACUCGUCACCCUGUAAAAAUGAAGGGAAAUGUACAAACGAAGGAAAUUUGAGUUUUUCAUGCAAGUGUCGACCGUACUUCAUUGGUCUGACGUGCGAGACAGAGCUUCCAAACCCCUGCCAAGCAAAACCAUGCCGGAAUGGCGGACAUUGUGUUGUCUUGGGCAACCAUUAUUCCUGCAGAUGUAAACCAGAAUUUGGUGGAGUGCAUUGUGAACACAGCCAGUCUUUGUGUUGGGCGCAUGGAGAUCCACACUACAGAUCAUUUGAUGGACUAACGUUUAACUUCAUGGGAACGUGCGAAUAUGACUUUGCUAAGGACUGCAGCGUUAAUAAGCUGUUUACUGUACGUACCACAAACAAAAGAUGUGGGUGGGGAGUCUCUUGCACUGCGUCUGUGAAGAUCUACAUCGCUAGUUAUCAUAUUCUUAUGACGAGAGUACGUCAAACGGCUAUAGUUAACGGAGUAAAGAUAACCAGAUUUCCCCUAUUUCGACCAGGAUUCCAGAUAACUAACCCAAGUGUAAAGUUGCUGAUAUUCUCAUCAACUGAUAUUGGUUUGACAGUGUCCUGGGACACGUCAAUGGCGAUUAAGGUAGCAGUUUCCGGGAGGUUCCGAGAGAAGCUGUGUUCUUCGUCGUUAUGUGGCAACAAUAAUGGCAACAAAUUUGACGACAACAAGUUCAGCCGAAAUUGUGCUCCUCCAGCUGAUGAGCUUUCAUGCAUUCCCGACUCUUUGACCCAACCUAUCAUUGACAAAUGUCAGCUAAUGAAUAGUCCCAGUUCCCCAUUCAAACAUUGCAACAGCUUUGUGGAUCCAACGACGUUGAUCAGUGAUUGUAAAUAUGAUGCGUGUCGUUGCAAGAAUCCUCUGCAAUGUGUUUGUGCUGCUUUCGCAUCGUACAGCAAGCAAUGUGCUGCAAUACAAUCUGUUGUCGAGUGGAGAUUCAAAGGAACGUAUUUGUACGAACCUCUAAAGGAAUGUGCGCAAGAGUGUAAAAAUCCGGGUGAAAUAUUCACAGAGUGUGGUUCGUCCUGCGCCAAAACAUGUCGUGAUUUAUCAAGUGAUUCUCGAUGCAGUGAAGAAUGCGUCCCAUCAUGUCAGUGUCCUGAAGGUCAAGUGCUUGAUGAUAACAGUCGCUGUGUUCCUGUGACAGAAUGCACUUGCUUUUUCCAAGAAAAAGUUUAUCAACCUGGUCAGAGUAUCAAGAUCGGAAAUUGUAAAACUUGCACGUGCAACGCCGGUGGUAUGGCCUGUUUAGAUGACAAAAUAUGCAGCAGUAAAAGACCGUGCGAGUCUUUCCCGUGUAAAAAUGGGGGUGUUU
Messenger RNA from Dendronephthya gigantea, 3779 nucleotides. RefSeq lists its product as uncharacterized. The record is from RefSeq and is a predicted model, not a curated record. The annotation marks the transcript as partial. Gene Ontology annotation, molecular function: calcium ion binding. The transcript has 19 exons. Lineage: Eukaryota; Metazoa; Cnidaria; Anthozoa; Malacalcyonacea; Nephtheidae.